CCCGUGUGCAUGGGGGCGCUGUACUUCCUGAGUUACUUGCUUUCGUGCGUUAACUUCCGCCAUGACUUCCACCCGCUUGCCGUAGAACGAGGUUUAGCAAGAUGUCGGCGUUCAAGAGGAAACGUGGGGGAAAAGGUCCUGGAGGUAAAAAAGCGAAAAAAGUUAAAUUUGAGGAAAAUGAAAACGCCGAAAAGAAUGUCAAUACAGACCAGACACAAACGAGUGAAAUCAACAUUCCAGCACCGGUUUCAAUGGGAAAAUGGAAGAACAAAGAACGCGUUCUGAUAUUUUCUUCGAGGGGUAUCAACUUCAGAACUCGACACUUAAUGCAGGAUCUAAGGACAAUGAUGCCUCAUGCCAAAGCUGACACAAAAAUGGACCGAAAGGACAAGCUGUUCGUCGUCAAUGAGGUGUGUGAAAUCAAGAACUGUAACAAGUGUAUAUUCUUUGAGGCAAAGAAAAAGCAGGACCUCUACAUGUGGAUUUCUAAUGUCCCCCAUGGACCUUCUGCCAAAUUUCUGGUUCAAAAUGUGCACACACUGGCGGAGCUCAAAAUGACCGGUAACUGCCUUAAAGGAUCCAGACCACUGCUGUCAUUUGACCCUCAAUUUGACACGGCUCCGCAUUACUCUCUGUUGAAGGAGCUGUUCAUCCAGACUUUUGCAACUCCUCAGUAUCACCCAAAGAGCCAGCCAUUCGUGGAUCACGUCUUCACAUUUACAAUUGCGGACAACAGGAUAUGGUUCAGGAAUUACCAGAUCAUUGAAGAGGAUGCUUCAUUGGUGGAAAUUGGACCCCGCUUUGUGUUGAAUCUCAUCAAAAUCUUUCAAGGAAGUUUUGGUGGGCCUACGCUCUAUGAAAACCCACAUUUCACGUCGCCAAACAUGAACCGGCGGAUGAUCCGCUUGGCAGUGGCUGCUAAGCAACGGGAGCGCCAGCUCGUGCGGGAGGUUCAGAAGGCCAAGAGAAAUGAGACAAAGGAGGUGCUGAAGAACGAUGUGACUGAUGAUGUCUUUGACACCCCUGGGGUGGAGAAACCUGUGGAGAUUGAGCUGGAGGCGCCCCCGCCUAAGGUGCUGAAGAGAAGCAGACUCACAGAACUUAGAAGGAAGACCAGACUAAAGCGCAAGGGUCUAAGAUAAAGUACUGUUCAAAAUAAAACCAGAGUGAUUUCCUGCAUAUUCAGUUGUUAUAGAUAAUGGACGUGUUCAAGAACCUUUUGCAAGAGAGAAUGAUCUGAAAUGUCAUGUAGAUUGUUCCGUGUACCAUGGGUAUCCCAUGGAGAGUAUCCCAACAAGUUUAAAAGUCUCCUUUAUGAUUAUAUGGAUUUAUGCUGUUAAGACAUUUUCAUCAACAGACUUGCAGUCUUAUGUUUUUCAAUAAAUUAAACUUUUGACAAACAAA
Clupea harengus (Atlantic herring) is the source of this 1404-nucleotide messenger RNA. It is a transcript of the gene brix1, whose product is annotated as biogenesis of ribosomes BRX1. The record is from RefSeq and is a predicted model, not a curated record. Gene Ontology annotation, molecular function: rRNA binding. Gene Ontology annotation, biological process: rRNA processing; ribosomal large subunit assembly. NCBI's taxonomy places the organism in Eukaryota, Metazoa, Chordata, Actinopteri, Clupeiformes, Clupeidae. Gene Ontology annotation, cellular component: nucleolus.